Messenger RNA from Rubroshorea leprosula, 2234 nucleotides. NCBI's taxonomy places the organism in Eukaryota, Viridiplantae, Streptophyta, Magnoliopsida, Malvales, Dipterocarpaceae. The record is from the annotation of a GenBank genome assembly.
AAAUAAUUUUCUUAAUUAAAUAAGAUAAAAAAGACACAAGAUCACUAAUGGAAGAUUGCAACAGUCCCGAAUUUUAAAGCCCUGAACUGAACUGAACUGAACUGAACUGAACUGAAUAUCAAAAGACGCGGCGAUGGAGGAGGCAGAGGUUCAGCAAACAAGGCAUUUGUGUAACCAAAAAGAAUAAAGGGGAUGGUGUCUAGAGAAGAGAAGACUUAAGUUGAUAUAAAUUAACCAAUAGGAAUUUAUUAUAAUUCUCAAGCAUGGCAAUCCAAGGUGCUCUUUUCUUUCUUCUUCUUUUCCUGGCUGAUCCAGAAGCCUGCUGCCUCUGCAAUCAAUGUAUUGCAGUUGCAGAGAGAUCAUUUGAGUCUGCUUCUAUCAAACGGAGCAGUUUUCCGGUUGGUUUUGUCUUUGGGGCUGCAUCAUCUGCUUACCAGUAUGAAGGUGCAGCCAGUGAAGGUGGCAGAUGGCCUAGCAUAUGGGAUACCUUCACUAAAAGAUUUCCGGAUAAGAUCAGGGAUCAUAGCAGUGGAGAGGUUGCAGAUGAUUCAUACCAUCUCUACAAGGGAGAUGUGGCUGCAAUGAAGGAUAUUGGUUUUGAUGCCUAUAGAUUCUCCAUCUCUUGGUCCAGACUUCUGCCUGACGGAAAAGUAAGUGGAGGGGUAAACCAAGAAGGAAUCAGAUAUUACAACAGUCUUAUAAAUGGGCUUCUGGCAAACGGAUUGCAGCCGUAUGUGACUCUGUUCCACUGGGAUCUUCCAGAAGCAUUGCAGGAUGAAUAUGGUGGUUUUCUGAAUCCACAGAUUGUGAAUGACUUCCGGGACUAUGCUGAACUAUGCUACAAAGAGUUUGGUGACAGAGUGAAACAUUGGAUCACCUUGAAUGAGCCUUUGACAGUUGCUAAGAAAGGAUAUGCAACUGGUGAGGAUGCCCCUGGCAGGUGUUCUUAUUGGUAUUCUCCUCAUUGCACUGGAGGCAACUCUGCGACAGAGCCAUACAUAGUUGCCCACCAUUUGCUCCUUGCUCAUGCAGCUGCAGUCAAAGUGUAUAGGGACAGAUACCAGAUGUCUCAAAAGGGUCAAAUUGGUAUAACCCUCAAUCUAGUGUGGACAGUGCCUUCAAGUGAUUCAAAGGAAGACAGGAAUGCAGCUUUCCGAGCUCUUGCUUUCAUGUUUGACUGGUUUAUGGAGCCACUUCAUUCUGGAUUCUACCCAUAUGUGAUGGUAACAUAUGUUGGGAAACGACUUCCUCAAUUUUCCAGCGAGCAAUCCCAGAUGCUUAAAGAAUCUUUUGAUUUCAUUGGAAUAAACUAUUACACUGCAAAUUAUCUAAUUAAGGCGCUAAAUAACGGACUCUUGUGUCAACCUUACAGGUGAAUGGAAGGGAAUUCCAAUAGGUCCAAAGGCUGCCUCUGAUUGGCUUUAUGUCUAUCCUCGAGGAAUUUACCAGGUUUUGCUCUACAUCAAGUAUAAAUUUAAUGAUCCUGCAAUCUACAUAACUGAGAAUGGUGUAGAUGAAUUUAAUGAUGGAACACUAUCACUUGAGGACGACAUGAGAAUAGACUACUAUAGUCGACAUCUUUCAUUUGUUGAGAGUGCCAUCAAGAAUGGAGUAAACGUGAAGGGAUAUUUUGCAUGGUCGUUGCUGGACAACUUUGAAUGGACAGAUGGUUAUACAGUUCGUUUUGGGAUCAUCUAUGUAGACUACAACAAGCGAUUGAAGAGAUAUGGAAAGAAGUCAGCUGCAUGGUUCAAGCAAUUUCUCGCUCGAACACAUUUCGAGUACUGAACCAAUUUCCUUUAAUCAUUUUUUCUUCUUCACUGUUGUUAAUAGCAAAUGCAAUGUUUAAGAUGAAUGUAUGAUUCCUAAAAUAAAGAAGAAGAAGAAGAAUUAGGAUAUAUAUAUAUAUGUAUGUACGUAUAUAGAGGAUAUAUAUUUACACUGUAUAUUAUAUGUGUCGCUUCUGUAUUAUUUACUCGUCUGUUAUGAUUCAACAAUUUAUAUGGAGGUCAAGGAAUUUGAAUAUUGGAGGAAGUUCAGCUGUUGCGCAAUUUUUUGCCAUCUGUUGAUCUUUUCCUUUGAUGCAAUCCAGCUAUCCUUUUGUUUUAAUACUCCCUUUCAAACUGGGCGAGGGCAUAAAGACUGGAACUGAUACUUGGAUAAAGGCUUUGUGAAGAUGUCAGCAACUUGUCGGCCUGAAGAGAUGAAUCUUGUAAUAAGUAAUCCCGAAGCAA